This is a messenger RNA of Silurus meridionalis, 1701 nucleotides long. RefSeq lists its product as uncharacterized. Gene Ontology annotation, biological process: cellular response to lipopolysaccharide; cell surface receptor signaling pathway; T cell costimulation. Gene Ontology annotation, cellular component: external side of plasma membrane. The record is from RefSeq and is a predicted model, not a curated record. NCBI's taxonomy places the organism in Eukaryota, Metazoa, Chordata, Actinopteri, Siluriformes, Siluridae. Bases 80 to 1102 code for a protein of 340 amino acids. The transcript has 8 exons.
UGUGUGUGUGUGUGUGUGGGUCGGGUUUGAAGAACAAAUGUAAGACUUCAUUUCAACAAAGUGUGACUUUUGCAUCUGGAUGUUGUGGACGUCUAAAAUGCUGGUGUGCUUUUAUCUUCUCCUUCUUCUCCACCUCAAUGAAGGCUGCAGGCUGGAAGAAAAUAGACAGACAAAAGAGAUCACUGCAUACACAGGAGACUCAGGACUGCUGCCCUGCUCCUGCACUGACCUCCACACCAAACCUCAGAACUUCAGAUGGAAGAAAUACAUUAAUCCGAAUAAUUGGGAACAGAUAUCUCCUGAAAAAGAGGAGUACAAGGACAAAUUUCAGCUGGUAAAUAAUAACUCUCCAGGAAAUCUCUCUCUGCUCAUAUCACACCUGACUGUAGAGGAUGGAGGAUAUUACAGGUGUAGCACAGUGAGUGAAUACACAGACAUCAGACUCACUGUUGAAGGUUGCACACUGAAUCAUGAGACAGCGUAUGUGAUUGGCUACAUGGGACAGUCUGUCCUUCUUCCCUGUUCCUGCACUGAACUACAAGCCAAACCGCAAACUUUUAACUGGGAAUUUCGAAAAGAUUCCGAUUACGAGGAGAUCUUUCCAAAAGAUGAGAAAAAUCUCUACACACACAGAGUUCAGCUCAUUAAUGAACGUCCUCCAGGAAAUCUCUCUCUACUCAUAUCACGUCUGACUGCAGAGGAUGGAGGAUGGUACAGGUGUUCGAUCAGCAACACAAUCUUGACGAACAUCAAACUUACAGUAAAAGAGGCCACAGAAAAACCUGCUGUUCAAAAAGAUUCUGACAACACCGUCAUCAUCAUCAGCUCUGUUAUUGUUGCAGUGCUGCUGCUGGUUGUAGUUGGAGCAUUCAUGUACUGGAAACAUAGAGGACAGAGACGAGGACAGAUCAUUGAUGGAGAAACAGGAAAGCAGAAUGAUUCUGCUGUUCUGUAUGCUGUAUGCAAUUCGUCAACUGAACACAACAUAGUAGAAAAAAAGGAUGAUGUGAUGUACUCGACUAUAGUCCACAGUAACGCUCAGGGAACAGCAUACACUCCGGUGCCAUCAGAAGAUACUACAGUGUAUGCCAUCAUCAAAUAACUAACACACACACAUGCUUAUCUCCAAUACCAUGCUUAUCUCCAAAACCAGCAGGUGGCAGUGGUGUGCAUUCGGCAUCCAAACAGGGACACCCGGAAGAACUACAACUGUGAAUAUAUAAAGCAAGCAGUGUUUACACCUGCCGCAAUCAUUACUAGCAGAUUCGUGUAGCUUUUUUUUUUAAUGAUGUCUGCUAAUUUAUAAAGACAAGAGCAAGAUUGACAACAAGCGUUCCGGUUUUUUUUUUCUCUCGUGUGUUCAUUUGCUAGGCUAAGCUAAGCUAAGGGGAGUGGUAGGCACUGGGUUACUGAUUGGAAGGUAAGUGGUUCAAGCCCCAGAAUCGCCAAGCUGACACUCUUGAGCCCUUGAGCAAGGCCCUUAACCCUCUGUGCUCCAGGGGCGCCGUACAAUGGCGUACCAAGCAUCGGGCAGAGAAAAACCCAUAUCGAUUGACCUCUAAUAAAAUUGUUUGAUACAUUUUGAUUACAUACAUUAUGAUGCAUUAUACGUUGAUUGUGUUACUGUACUUACAUAAUAAAACAAAGUGUCUACCUAACACACCUAACAAAAACUCAGCACAAUAAAAGAGUGUAACUAAG